Molecule: messenger RNA, 1236 nt
Organism: Anopheles darlingi
Lineage: Eukaryota; Metazoa; Arthropoda; Insecta; Diptera; Culicidae
Product: insulin-like growth factor-binding protein complex acid labile subunit
Exons: 3
Coding region: 1-1236 (411 amino acids)
Cellular component (GO): extracellular matrix
Molecular function (GO): protein binding
Source: RefSeq, a predicted model, not a curated record
AUGGCAUCUUCGAGUAAUAGGACUUGGUACUGCAUAGCACUACUCCUGGCAUGCUGCUUGCUUGGCGCAAACUCCGAUGACGUCCCACGUGUCGAAUGUGAUGAGUUUGAUUGCCUUAUCGAGUUUAACGCGUUGCAUUCAGAGGACAAAGUUCGUUCGCUCAAAUUCCAACUCGUACCGGAAGCAGGCGCUACGGGUUUAGUGACAGUGACAUUCGCUCAAUCGUCGCUUCCGAUUGUACCACCGUCCCUGUUUGCCGGCGUUAAUGGCAACCUUAUCAAAGUGCUGGACAUGGAGAAGUGUGACGUACAGCGGGUGGAUUCGUCUACCUUUGGACAGGCGCGCGAGCUGAAAGUGUUGCGUUUUCACCGAAACCGCAUCUCGAAUCUAUCGAACUACUUGUUCCGCAACGCAACCAAACUGGAACGCAUCAACUUUGGAGGGAAUCGUAUCGACAAGGUGGAAGAACAGACCUUCCAAGGCAUCACGGGACUGGUCACGCUCCGAUUGUCCCGCAAUCACAUCAAGGUGCUGCCUGCAAAACUAUUCGCUGGAAUGAAGCAACUCACGGAUCUUAACGUUGAUCGUAAUCGCAUCGAGGUCCUGUUUGAUCGUUCGUUCGAGGAUCUGACGUCGUUGAAGGAACUGUACCUUAGCUACAACUUUCUCCAGAACCUCACCGAUAAUUCGUUCGUUGGGUUAACGAAGCUCAACACGUUGGCAUUGCAAUCGAACCGAAUUGCCACGAUUGAACCAAAUACUUUCAAGCCCCUGACGAGUCUGGAAAAUCUACUGCUGGAGGACAAUCGAUUGCAAACUAUUGCUCCGGAGACGUUCGCAUCAUUGGGAAGCUUAUAUAAACUCGAGUUGGAUAGAAACCUGCUACAGAACCUACCAAAGGAAUUAUUCAAACGUAACGGUGAACUACAGAUUCUGCGAUUAGCAGAGAACAAUAUUGGUUCUUUGGACUCUCAAAUAUUUGAAAGCUUGGGCGUUCUGGAAGAACUAAUGCUAGGUGAAAACGGGCUAUCUUUGGAACCGGGGCUAUUUAAAAGCCUUAAAAAUUUAAAAACACUUAAUCUGGAUAGAAACUCCUUGAAUCAUAUUGAUGCUAAAACGUUCGGCGAGUUAAAGUCUUUGGAGCGUCUAUCGUUGGCCGAUAGUGGAGUUUUGUUCUCGCCUGAAGCAGCGUUCCUGACGAAACAGAAAUGGCUUCGGAUUCUGCACACAAGAUAG